Messenger RNA from Saccostrea cuccullata (small rock oyster), 1524 nucleotides. RefSeq lists its product as uncharacterized. The record is from RefSeq and is a predicted model, not a curated record. Lineage: Eukaryota; Metazoa; Mollusca; Bivalvia; Ostreida; Ostreidae. Bases 79 to 738 code for a protein of 219 amino acids. The transcript is spliced from 7 exons.
UCCUUAGUAUGUUUGUAAACAUGGCCUACAUCAAAACAUAUGAAAGAUUAAAGUUUGUAAUAAACAUCAGGAAAUGAAAUGCCUACCUAUUUUAUAGCUAAGUUGUUACAGAUACUCAUUUUAUAUGUAAAUUUUAUUCCUCAUUUUGAGUCCAUGCCUUGUUUGGCCUCAGAAACAACAGUAAAGAAGAUAAGCCGAUGUCCCAGAAAUCACUUGGAGUGGAUGAUAGAAGCGGAGAAAGUCAAUUGUUCAUCAAUUCAUCAAACAUGUGUUGAAUCACAUGAUUUCGUUUAUCAUUGUGUUUUGAACACAAAACUAACCGGAUUUAUCCGCGUUUGUGCUCCUGUUAAGCGAAUUUAUGGGAAAAUGUGUGCAGAGUAUAAUCUUGUUGGGAACAUAAUUCAGGAGAGUUUGGAUGCAGGCUGUGGGACGGAUAAAAUUCCCUGCCCACCUGUGUAUUCAUCAACAGAAGCAUAUAAAUAUCAAGAAUGUUACUAUUUUGUCACACAGAGCAAAAACAUCACAAAAAAUAAUGCUACAGAAACUAACUCUCCAAAAACAGGCUCCCAAGAGGAAAUCAAAAAAAGCUUGAAGCUUUUCUUACUCCUGACUCUUGCCGUGGUCAUUUUGAAUGCAGGUUUAUGGAUUUUGCUAAGGAUUAAGAAAACGAUGCAUUUGAAAAGAGGGUAUAGAGCAAGUACCAACAACUAUAAAGAAGAAAUUCCAAUGACUGCAUGAACUAUGAUCGAAUGUUUCGCUGUGGCUUCAGUUUGAAAGCUUGCAUAAAAGUUUCUCCUCACCUCUGUUCUACAUGGAAUAUGGUUGAUCAUGUUCAGUAAAUGUGAAUUGGAAGGAUGAUUAUAAAAUAUAUUGAUAUAACAGAAAUUCGCACAGAAUCAUCUGCUACACCUUUAAGAGAAUUUCUAAAUCAGCGCAAGGCCUGUAGAGACAGAUCGAUCGUGUUGCAUGUAUCAAAACUGAUUAUAUGGUCUGAACUGUAGUGCGAAUCUUUAUUUGAAGAGAAUAGAAGAUGGCAGAUAACGAAGGUAGACAAUCCUAUGAUAUACUAUAUUUUCAGAGUUCAUCAUGAAAUUUAAAAGCAUCGUUUGUGUAUUUUUUUUAUUUACAAGGCCUAAAGUUGAUGCCUAUGCACUUGAAAAAUAUAGAUGAUCCUUGUCAUAAAGUUCACCAUCUAAAAAUAAGGAGGGGGAGUAUCUGCUAUAUUUAGACAUAUGUGAUAAUUGUUGCAUGUGUAUAUGCAGAACAGAAAUAUAUGCAUGAUAUGUGGAAAAUAUUUAUAUGAAAACCAGUCGAACUUCCCUUUUUAUACUAUUAACAGCAACUGUAACCAACAACAUGGAAGAAAUUUGAAUGAAUACAUAUGCUAUGAAUGUUUUGUUGUGGAUUCAGUUUGAAACCUUGUAUAAAAGAUACCUCCAAUCUCAAGUUCCUCAUUGAAUAUGGUUGACUAUGAGAAAAGAAUAUAAAUAGGGAAGAUGGUUAAAAAUGUAUGCUGAUAUUCGA